AUGAAUUCUACAACUGAUAAACGUGAGCCGGAUCCCGAUGCCAUCAAAAUGUUUGUUGGACAGAUUCCACGUAAUAUGUCAGAAAAUGAUUUACGUGAUAUUUUUGAAAAAUAUGGACAAGUUUAUCAAUUAAAUAUUUUGAGAGAUAAAAAUACAUCGAAUAGUAAAGGAUGCUGUUUUGUUACAUUUUAUACGAGAAAAGCAGCACUUGACGCACAAAAUGCAUUACAUAAUUUAAAAACUUUACCAGGAAUGCAUCAUCCAAUUCAAAUGAAACCAGCAGAUACAGAAAAUAGAAAUGAACGAAAAUUAUUUAUUGGUAUGAUAUCAAAGAAUUUAGAUGAAGCAAGUAUAAGAAAUUUAUUUUUACCCUAUGGAAAUACAGAAGAUUGUACAGUGCUCAGAGACACAAGUGGUAAAAGUAGAGGAUGUGCAUUCGUUACAUUUCAAAAACGACAGUGUGCAUUGAAUGCUAUCAAAUCCAUGCAUCAAUCACAGACAAUGGAGGGUUGUUCAUCUCCAAUGGUUGUUAAAUUUGCAGAUACGCCAAAAGAUAAAGAAACGAAAAAAAUGCAACAACAAAUUACAAAUACAAGUGGAAUAAUGCAACAAUUAGCAGCUGCAUCAACAUUAGUAUGUAUGAAUCCAACACAAAUGAAUACGUAUAACUUAAUUCCUGAAAUCGGAAAUUUAGUAUUUCUUCAGCAAUUAUUAAAACAAUACGGAUUUUUAGCUAAUAAUGGAUCUGCGAUUAAUUUUCCUGCUCUUAAUAACUUAUUACAAAUGUUGAAUUCAACUGGUAAUAAACAGCUACCAGGUGGAAUUACAAAUAGUCCAUCGAAUAUGGGUUUAAGUUCACAAAAUGGUAGUACUCAGUCGUUGAAUAUACCUACUCAAGAUACUCUAUGUGGACCACCACAUCAAAUGAACUCACCACGUCAAAAUACGAAUAAUCAACCCAAUUAUACUGAUUCAGCGUUAUACUAUGCGAAUAAUGGAGCAAUUAAUGGAAAUGGACCAAAUAACUCACCUACCGUAGCAGCAUCAAAUAGCGGGUCUCUGUCCCAAGCAUCACCUUUUCAACAUCAUCUAUGUAACAAUGGAACUAGUCCCGUUCAAAAUGGAGGCGCAGGUGAUGCUGCACAAAAUCUCCAAGGAUUAGCUGCAUUAUUACAACUAUCCCAUAAUGCGGGUAAGUUAUUAAUGGGUGUACCAGAAGAAAUGGGUCACUUAGUAUUUCGCCAAUAUUUCUGUCACUUUUCAUUGUCAAGACUCGAACUUCUUUAUAAAAGAUUCCCCGUUCAAUUCUCUACAAAAACUAUAUUGAACAUUUUUUAUACAUGGUAUAAAUAACGGAAUAUGGAUGAAAUACUGCGAAGUUCUAGUCUUCAUUACUUUGUAGCCUAAAAAGCGGUUUUUAAAUUUUAGUCCUGGGCAACUUUCGAUAUAAGAUAAGAGAAAAUGACCAUUUUGUAGCCCUUGAAAAGCUCUAUCAACUGGUCAUAUUAAACUUUUCAUUAUUACGACUGGUUGUAGGAAAAUGUCUUUUCUUUUAUCAAUUUUACCAAAAAUCAUUGGCUUUCAACCCAAGGGGGAAUUAGCGGAUUCCGGGAAUCCUGGAGUUCGGUAAGAGUCUGGGAGUGUGUUAGAAGUUUAGGAGUGUCACAUGGGGUCCAAGAGUCCACUUCGGAGUCUGGGAGUACGAUUUGGCUUUAUACGUAAUUUGACGAGAAUUCUACUCCAGCGUUAGUUCCUCUUAUAGCACCUCUUAUAGAUUUUAUGUACAGUAUCUGAACUACUUUAUAUUCUGCUUAUAAGAAAUCUACAAAAAGAGAAUCUAGAGAACUCCGCAGUUCCGGUAGGCAUAAAUUCCGGACUUUGCCGAAAAUCAGCAUAUUUUGCAUUCUUUUGUCAGACUCGAAAAUUUUUUUUUAUUGAAAUACGAAUCGGUGUUUUAGGUUCUUGGUUUUAAAAUACUUCUAUCUUUUUGGGUGCUAUAAGAGAAAUUAAUUCUGGAGUAGAAUUCUCGUCAAAUUACGUAUAAAGCCAAAUCGUACUCCCAGACUCCGAAGUGGACUCUUGGACCCCAUGUGACACUCCUAAACUUCUAACACACUCCCAGAC
Didymodactylos carnosus is the source of this 2124-nucleotide messenger RNA. The record is from the annotation of a GenBank genome assembly. Lineage: Eukaryota; Metazoa; Rotifera; Eurotatoria; Philodinida; Philodinidae.